AGCAUGCAGGCAGGCAGUGGAAAAGGGAUUAUAUAUAUAACCCGGUAUGUAUACAGUGUCUCUAACCUGAUGCAGUGACAAUACUCGCCACUGAACAGCGAAAAGAACAAACUAGGAAUUGCGCGACUGUCAUGAACAUGGUUUUGGGCCAGUCUUCCUGCAGAUAAUAAUAAUAAUAAUAAUAAUUGCGAGUGGCACAGCAGAGCGUAGUUUGGAAGCAGAGCUGGGACUGCACUCCUGUCCAGUGCUGGUUUUCAAGUCACGUGUGGAUCAAUGCCUUGUCUAACUGAGGGAAGCAGGUUUGGAAGCAGAACUAGAAACCAGACAGGAUGUCAUGGUUCAGCGGCGUAUUAGUGCCCAAAGUGGAUGACCGCAAGACGGCGUGGGCCGAGCGCAAUGGCAAGAAGCCCAAACGAAAGGGCGCCUCGUCGUUGUGCAACCCCCGCUACAUGAGCUGCCUGCGGGACGCCGAGACCAUGGAGCCGCCCCCGCCACCACCCAACCGCGCCCACCACCACCACAACCGCACCAACGCUGGGGGCAGCUUCGGAGUGCGCUGCGGCUGGCAGGAGGACCACUACGCCAACAAGGGGGUGGGCAAGAACAGCUCUGGGGGCCACACGGACGUGGGACUCAAAUCCGUGGACCUGGGCUUCGAAGACGGGGAUCUGAAAGCUGGGAAAGCCCUGGAAGAAGGAGGCCCGGUCACGGCUGCGGAUUGCUGGCUCCGGGUGGUGCAGGUGUUCCAAUCCAAGAAAUUCCACUCGACCAAGCUGGAGAGGCUCUACCAGCGCUACUUCUUCAGCAUGAACCAGAGCAGCCUCACCAUGCUCAUGGGGGUCCUGGUGGUUGUUUGUGGGGUCAUGCUCGCCUUCCACUGCAUCCACGGGGAAAACAUGGAAAAUGUGGCCUAUAUCUCGGUUCUGUCCGUGGCCAUGGCGCUCUUCCUGGCCUUCAUGGUCGUGUGUAACCGGAACGGGUUCCACCAGGAUUAUAUGUGGAUCGUCAGCUACCUGGUCAUCACCGUGCUGUUCGUGGUGCAGGUGUUCGGGGUCUUCAACGUGGCCCCCCGCAGUGCCUCGGAAGGGAUAUGGUGGUCCGUCUUCUUCAUCUACAUCAUCUACACCCUCCUGCCCGUCCGCAUGAGGGCAGCAGUCCUCAGUGGGCUUGUACUGUCCACUAUCCAUCUAGUGACCUCCUGGAGACUCAAUCUGGAGGACCACUUCUUAUGGAAGCAGCUCAGUGCAAACGUGCUCAUUUUCCUGUGCACUAACAUCAUCGGGGUCUGCACGCACUACCCGGCCGAGGUGUCUCAGAGACAGGCCUUCCAGGAGACACGCGGUUACAUCCAGGCUCGCCUGCACCUGCAGAGGGAGAACCAACAGCAGGAGCGUCUGCUGUUGUCUGUGCUGCCGAGACAUGUUGCCAUGGAAAUGAAGGCAGACAUCAAUGCCAAGAAGGAAGACAUGAUGUUUCACAAGAUUUACAUCCAGAAACACGACAACGUCAGUAUCCUGUUUGCUGACAUUGAGGGCUUCACUAGCCUGGCAUCGCAGUGCACUGCCCAGGAACUCGUCAUGACCCUGAAUGAACUCUUUGCUCGAUUUGACAAACUGGCGUCUGAAAACCACUGUUUGAGGAUCAAGAUCCUGGGUGAUUGCUACUACUGUGUGUCUGGGCUGCCAGAGCCCAGGGCUGACCACGCCCACUGCUGCGUGGAGAUGGGCGUCGACAUGAUUGAGGCCAUCUCGCUGGUGCGGGAGGUGAUGGGGGUCAACGUGAACAUGCGUGUGGGGAUCCACAGCGGGCGUGUGCACUGCGGGGUCCUGGGGCUGCGGAAGUGGCAGUUUGACGUGUGGUCCAACGACGUCACCCUGGCCAAUCAGAUGGAGGCUGGGGGCAAGGCAGGACGUAUCCACAUCACCAAGGCCACGCUGCAGUACCUGAAUGGGGAUUACGAGGUGGACCCUGGCUUCGGGGGCGAGAGGAACGCCUACCUGAAAGAGCAGGACAUCGAGACCUUCCUCAUCGUGGGCUGCAGCCAGAAACGAAAAGACGAAAAAGCCGUGAUGGCGAAGAUGCAGCAGGCACGUGCCAACUCCAACGAGGGUCUGGUGCCACGCUGGGUGCCCGAGCGCUCCUUCCCCAGGACCAAGGACUCCAAGGUCUUCAGGCAGAUGGGAAUUGAUGAAACUACAAGCAAAGACAACCGCUGUGCCCAGGAGGCUCUGAACCCAGAGGACGAGGUGGAUGAGUUCCUGGGCCGGGCGAUUGAUGCCAGGAGCAUUGACCAGCUCCGCAAGGACCACGUCAAGAAAUUCCUGCUGACAUUCCAGACCCCGGACCUGGAGAAGAAGUAUUCGAAGAAGGUGGAUGAUCGCUUUGGGGGAUACGUGGCCUGCACUCUCCUCGUCUUCUGCUUCAUCUGCUUCAUUCAGAUCAUUAUCUUUCCACAUUCCCCUCUAAUGCUGGGCAUCUACAUCAGCAUCUUUGUGAUUCUCGCCAAUAUUCUCUUUGUGUGUGCAAUCUACUCCUGUAUAAAGGUAUUUCCUGCUGCCAUGCAGACUGUCUCAAAGAAGAUCGUUCACUCCCGGACUAACAGCACCUUGGUGGGGGUCUUCACCCUUGUCCUCGUUUUCAUCUCUGCCUUUGUCAACAUGUUUGCCUGUAACACUGAAGCUCUCCAGGACUGUAUCUCGCGUGUGUUUAACAUCACGCCAGACCAGGUGAACCUCUGCCACAUCAAGAACCACAGCUCCUAUCUCGGGGAUGAACAGCUGCUGUGCGGGGAAGAUAGUCUGGCCUGCAGCUUCCCAGAGUACUUCAACUACAGUGUGCUGCUGAGUCUGCUGGCGUGCUCUGUGUUCCUGCAGAUCAGCAGUAUAGGGAAGCUGGCCCUCAUGCUGGGGAUCCAGUUGGUUUACAUCGUCAUCGUGGAGUGGCCUGAGGUCACGCUGUUUGACAACUAUGACCUGUUCGUCUCAGCCAAUAAGCUGUCUUUCAAUGAAACAAGGUUUGCUUUCAAUGACACAACACCUUGUCAGGUUGGCAAUAACAAGGUGGCUCUGAAGUUCAUGACCCCUGUGGUUCUGACCGUGUUCGUCCUGGCGCUGUAUCUACACGCCCAGCAGGUGGAGUCCACUGCCCGGCUGGACUUCCUGUGGAAACUGCAGGCGACGGAGGAGAAGGAGGAGAUGGAGGAGCUGCAGGCCUAUAACCGCCGCCUGCUGCACAACAUCCUGCCCAAGGACGUGGCCGCCCACUUCCUGGCCCGCGAGCGACGCAACGACGAGCUGUACUACCAGUCCUGCGAGUGCGUGGCCGUCAUGUUCGCCUCCAUCAGCAACUUCUCCGAGUUCUACGUGGAGCUGGAGGCCAACAACGAGGGCGUGGAGUGCCUGCGGCUGCUGAACGAGAUCAUUGCUGACUUCGACGAGAUCAUCAGUGAGGAGAAGUACCGUCAGCUGGAGAAGAUCAAGACCAUCGGCAGCACGUAUAUGGCAGCCUCGGGGCUCAACGACUCGACGUACGACAAAGAGGCCAAGUCCCACAUCGUUGCUCUGGCCGACUACGCCAUGAGACUCAUGGAGCAGAUGAAGUACAUCAACGAGCAUUCCUUCAACAACUUCCAGAUGAAGAUUGGGUUGAACAUCGGGCCUGUGGUUGCCGGGGUGAUUGGAGCCAAGAAGCCUCAGUAUGAUAUAUGGGGGAACACUGUGAAUGUGGCCAGUCGAAUGGACAGCACUGGAGUCCCAGAUCGCAUUCAGGUGACAACGGAUUUGUAUCAGGUCCUGGCUAGCAAAGGCUACCAGCUGGAGUGCCGGGGAGUGGUGAAGGUCAAAGGCAAAGGGGAAAUGAUGACCUAUUUCCUGAAUGAUGGGCCUCAGAGCAGUUAGCAGUGACCCGGGGGCAGGCGCGGGCAGCCACGGAGGUGAAGAAACUCACAGAUCACAUGGAUAAAGGCCUCGUCGAAUCUCAAACUGAAUUUCCAGAAAACAAAAAACAAACACAUUUGUUGAUGUUGUUGUGUUUUUUUUUUUUUAAAUGAAGGCUUUGGUAAACCAGUUUAUGUUACUUGAAGUAAAUACGAAAGGCCCUGUUGGGUCGUUGAAAGGAACUUUUAUGAAACGGUUAAGCUACAGUUUAGAAGAAAAUCAAAUACAGGUACUUCGUCUUCUGUUUCCUUCUUGUCAAUAUGGAUAAUUUAUUUUCUCUGUAGUGUGCGAAAACAAACUCUGAAACCAUUGACCAAAGAACAAGAGAAACCACACCUGGUUAUUUUUUAGUCAAAAACAGACACCUGUGGUCAUUUUAAACCCUCAAUGGUUUGCUAUGUGUGGGUUCCUCAGCUGUUUUCCUACCACUGCAGUACAUUUUUUAAGCUACUGGUGAUCGGCAGUACUUAGCUCUCCUUUUUUAGGGCUCAUUUCUUCAUUCAGAAGCGGAGGAGAUCAAAUGAGUCAUCAAUCUGUUCUUUCUGGUUGUCUUGGAAGUCAAAGACACAACACAAAAGAAGACAAUACCUUUAACUUUGCCUUUAAACUAUCUGCAAAGCCAGUGUGGCCUGCUAGGCCCAAAUGAAAGCCUGGGGCUCCAUUUUUUUUGUUUUUGUUUGGCACGUACAAGGCCUGAACGACACUGUCUUCGGGAUAAUAUAUGCGCAAGUAAACAAAACUGGAGACCAUAUUGUGUGUUUAUAUGUACAAUAAUGACAUUUCUUCUCUUUAAAAGAAGUAUUUUUGGUACAAAAUAAAUAAAUAAAUAAAAACCUUCAGAAAUGAAGACACAAAGGCAUUCUUAAUAUUUCCAUGGUACCAGACAGUAUAUAACCUUCUAAUUCUUAUAGAAAGACUUUUUUUAAAGAAAAAAAAAAUAUAUAUAAAUAUAUAUAAAUAUAUAUAUUAUGACUGAAUACUGUGCUUUAUAAUCUACAAGGAGCGAAAUUAUUUUCACUGUGAAGUUUAUAUGAUACAACAAACUGCUCUCUUGCCAACUCUAAAGCAUGACACUUUUUUAACAUUUUUGCCUCAUUUUGUUUUAUUUUAUUUUAUUUUAUUGUCAUUUUAGUUUUUGUCUUUUUUUGUUUUUUCAAAUCCUGAAUUGAACUUUUCCCACUUCUGUUACAAAGUGCCAGAGUAAACCGACACUAAAACUGCGGUCCAGGUUUUGUUUCAUUGUAUGACGUCUAUACAUUUUAGGAAGUGCCUGGCUUCAAUGUAUAAAUUCAAUUUGUAACUCUUAAUCUUUUAUCAGAUGAAGUGUUCCCACAAAAAUAAAAUCACAAAGCUGAGCACGAGACUGGGGUCAUAUACAAACUGCUCAGCUAAACCAGUGCUAGCAAUGCUUUUGAAAUCUAUUCUCUUACCUUUUAUUAGCAUUAAUGUAAAUGCUAAUAUCUUUUAGUUUUUAAUGUCGAUUCUGUGCAAAUACUGUACAAUCUUUGCAGUAGGAGUUAUUGCAGGCAUCUAGCCCAUUGGGUUGAAUUUGAACUACAACACAAAGUGAUCAGGUACUACGAAGCAGCUGCGUAUUUUAAAUUUAUUAUAAAUACAAGCCAAGUAUCAAAACAUAUUCAACAGAAACGGGACCAUAUUUCUCAUGCUAAUAAGAGGUAAGAACAUUUCAAAGCCUGGGUUAGCAUGUGUUUUUACACAGUAAAAAUGGGUAAGAUUUACUUUUUAUUUUUUAUGAACGCAAUGUAACUUUAAGAGAAUAUGAUUCCAAUGACAUCUUAAAAUGAUAAUGAUAAUGCAGAAAAAGUGAUUCCACAAGUAUUACCUAUUUGAAUGGGUUUCUUAGGCACAGAUGACUUUCAUAUCUUGGCCAGAAUACCUUUUUGAACGGGAGGUUGAGAAAUACAAUAUAUAUAUAUAUAUAUAUAUAUAUAUAUAUAUAUAUAUAUAUAUAUAUAUAUAUAUAUAUAUAUAUAUAUUUUUUUUUUUAAGAAAGUACUAUAACAUUGUACCCCUUUAUAAUAAAGGCAUUCAUUUGUGUAUCUUUCUUAAGCGGCCUGUUUUAUCGUUGUAGUUUUGUUAAACAAAAACAAACAUGAUGUAUGUUUUUACAUAGGUCAUUUUUACAGCGAAUUCCUUUGAUCAGGUAAACAAAAUUAUAAUAAUCAUCAUUUGUGGCUGUAGAAAAGAAUUCCAUAGCAAAAUACCCACCUAGUGUUUUCUCAUUUCAAAGAUAAACUACAACAUUAAAAUAGACUGCACCUGCAGUUACUGUAGAGUGGACAUACAGGGCAGCAUUACAAACACAUUUAGGCUAAUUCCACGCUGUUGUAUUUGCAAUAGCUUUGCAGUUUCAACGGCAUACAGCUGAACUUCAAGAUUAGGCUGAGCAGAACAUUUCACGAAGGUGUUAGCAGCAGCAAUAGGUGUUGAAUUAAGUGUCGCUAGUCACACUGGAUUCUUUGUACACUGAUUCAACACUUAGCUUUUUAUCAGAAUGGUUGUUUUCAAAUAGUCCUUUAGGCUUCAAGUGCAGAUCCAUUGCUUCUUGGUGAAUAAACCAUGUUAGUAUUAACAAUUUGAUUGCCUUUCUGCUGGAAAAAAAGAAGCCAUUGUGUUUUCUUUGAUGGAGUUUUAAGUUCAUGAAAGAUCAUACAAUCAUUUCUAAGCGUAGGAAAAACUAUAACCAUGUUCCUGUAUGUCCACAUAAACAGUAAAGAACUUGUUACAAGAAGGAAAUGUUACAGCUAAAUAAUGGAUUAUUCUUGUUGUUUAGAAUCACUUUGUAUAUAAGUGACUUUUUACAAAGCUUAAAGCUACACUGUGGCCUCAAUAGAGCUCUCAAACAUAUCUCAAAGUACAGCUGGUACACCACAGUGUAACCAGUAACCUGUCCCCCUGCAACACUGCCCCCCGAGGAUGUAGGAAUGAACACAUUUGUUCUAUGUAGUGUUUCAUAGUGUUGCAGGGGGGACAGGUUAGUGGUUACCCUCUGGUUUACCUGCUGUACUCAGAGAGCAGACAUGUUAGAGCUCUAUGGAGGCCAUAAUGUUAAACUUUAAGUCCUCGGGAUGUGAUAACCAAAACAGAAAAAGUUAUGGAACAAAGUGAUUCUAAGCUGAUCAAAUAACUGAUAUUUCAGCUGUUCUUAGUGUGGCCUUUUUAAAAUCUUUUAAAAGUUUGCCCCUUCCCCUUCCCCAACAUGGUUGUAUCAUCUUCUUUGUAUUUUGUUUUUAAUGAUUUAUUUCUGUUCCCAAGACCAUCUCUGAUUCUUUCAUCACUUUGAUGGUAUUGUGCAUUUUGUUCCGUCACUAUUUACUGUAUUUUAUUGCCAAAUCUGAAAUAUUGUAACUGCAGAUAAACUCACAAUGAUCUAUGGCAGUGGUUCUCAGCCUAUCCAGUCCCAGUUUGUUUUUUAUUUGACUGUAUUCAUUUAUCUGUGUGACUCUUGAAUAUAUGAAAUAUUUAAUUGCUAGCCCUUUUUUCUGUGUUUUAUAUUUAUACCUUUCAAAACCUCACCCCCUCCCUCCUCACACUCCAGGCUGGAAACUACUGACCUAGACUAAACCAUGCCUGAAUAUUGUAUUUGGUAAACAAAAGAACAACAAAAAAAACACUUUAUUUAAUUAAGACUUCUAUUGCAGUGGUAUAAUGACUUGUAAAUGUUCUGCAAAAUGCUUUUGCUUUUUGUAAUUUUGCCAAUUUGUAAAAAUAAUAAUAAUCAUGACGAUGAUAAUAAUAAUAAUAAUAAUAACAAUGAACACUUAUGAUCUACAAAACGCUAUAUUUUGUACAUUUACUAUUUGUGAAUAUAAAUGGUAUUCAAUGCUGAAA
Messenger RNA from Acipenser ruthenus (sterlet), 7787 nucleotides. RefSeq names its product adenylate cyclase type 6-like. Bases 330 to 3896 code for a protein of 1188 amino acids. The record is from RefSeq and is a predicted model, not a curated record. Gene Ontology annotation, biological process: intracellular signal transduction; cAMP biosynthetic process; adenylate cyclase-inhibiting G protein-coupled receptor signaling pathway. The transcript has 24 exons. NCBI's taxonomy places the organism in Eukaryota, Metazoa, Chordata, Actinopteri, Acipenseriformes, Acipenseridae. Gene Ontology annotation, molecular function: adenylate cyclase activity. Gene Ontology annotation, cellular component: plasma membrane.